Molecule: messenger RNA, 1548 nt
Organism: Ananas comosus (pineapple)
Lineage: Eukaryota; Viridiplantae; Streptophyta; Magnoliopsida; Poales; Bromeliaceae
Exons: 2
Coding region: 243-1169 (308 amino acids)
Biological process (GO): defense response
Source: RefSeq, a predicted model, not a curated record
UUUUUCAUUUAAAAAUACACUUUAAUUUAACUCCUGUUUCUAAUGCUCCAUUAAGAUCAGCAUCAGAUUCUUGUUCUUAGAAAGAGCUACACAUAUUCCUCUCAUUUUAUCCUGAGGUGGAAAAGAAUCACUUCCUUAUGAGGCAAAGGAGUCUUCAUACAAUGCAAAAAAGUUCUCUUCUUUUGUUCCCACUGCAAACUCUUUCUCCAUUCCAAAUAACUGAUCAAAAACAACUAAAAAAUAUGGUAAAAAUCUGCAUUGAAAUCUGCAUCAUAUCCGCCCGCGGCCUCCGGCGCAAAUCCUCUCUCUUGAAGCCUCAAUGGUUCGCUGUCGGCUGGAUCGAUCCCAACAACAAAUACUGCACCAAAAUCGACACGUCGGGCUCUCCGAACCCCACAUGGAAAACCAAGUUCUCGGUGUUGAUUGAUGGAGGAGAUCCCAAACUAAAAGAGUUGUCAUUAACUGUGGAGGUGCAUAGAAGAGAGCCCAUAUUCUUAAGGGAGCAUCUUCAAGGAGUUGCAGUUGUUCCAUUGAAGGAAUUCAUAGCGAAGUUUGUGCGCGAUGACGAAGGCUCGAGAUCGCUGGUCGAGGAAACGGGGAGUUUCCAGUUGAGGAAGAGGAGCUCAGGAAAGCCGAAAGGGUUGGUUGAUGUAUCGAUUUCGAUCUCUGAGGAAAGAGAAGGUCCACAAGAGGGCUUCACAUACUCAGAUCACAAGACUGGAAUCACACUAGCAAUAGAAGAUGGGCCAGUAUACACUUACCCCACACAACCGCAUCCGCCGGCCUUAGGCCAACAUGGGGGCUUCAGCCAACGCAAUUAUCCAUAUACCAACCCUUUAAAUCGCCCGAGUCCAUCAUCGGCAUCAGAUGCGAGCUUAUACGGCCGGCCUCCGACUCCACCGCCGCCACCGCCGCCCUCAUAUACCGGCUUCCUCCCAGCUCCUUUCCCACCAACGGCUCGGUUGCCGGAGAGUUACAUAAAUAUGCCAUCAAGUAGACCUGCAGGCCAAAGCUCUGGGCCCACCGGACCAGGCUUUACUAUGGGCCUCGGCGCUGGAGCAUUGGCUGCAGGUGCUAUGAUAUUUGGCGACGAUUUCUUAUCAGGCCCGAGUUUCCCUGCUGAUCUUGGGGGUGGAAGCCUCACUGUCUCCACUGAUCCUCCAUUCUGAUCUUUUAACUGUAAGAUGCUUCAGAGGAUGAUUUCAAUUGUGGCUUCUCAGUAACAAGAAAACAUAUGCUUUCUUGUAAAUAUUACAGCAAUUAAGCAAUAGCUUAUGAAAAAGAAAAAAAGAGUAAACUUACCAAUAGCCUUGUAGUUUCGUGAAAUAUAGUCCUUAAACUUUUCACUUAAACAUCUUCAAUCACUGAACUUUUCUAUAUUCUGCAAUUACAUCUCUGGCUCCAUUGCCAUCGAGCAUCGUCAUGUGCUUUGCACGUGACACCCAUCAUGUAAAACGGCCAUUUUUAACCCCAAUAUCAAAUAAACUAAAAGAAAAGGCCAUUUUACAUGUUAAAAAGGGAUACAAUAGUCAUUUUACAUAAGAAGGA